This is a messenger RNA of Prorocentrum cordatum, 324 nucleotides long. The record is from the annotation of a GenBank genome assembly. Lineage: Eukaryota; Dinophyceae; Prorocentrales; Prorocentraceae.
AUGCCGCAGACCAGCGGCGUUGCAGAACACGCCGCCAUCAUGAUGGGUUGCUGGCAUAGUUGCGAUCGGGCGUCUAGGGGGAUCCAUGUCGACUAUGUCACGCCCCUGAAGGCCCCCAGGGACCCGGGAUGGGCUUUGCCGGGGGCCAGCCCCAUGGCCCAUAUGUGGAGAGACCCCCUCGUCAAAGUCAACGCGCAUCAGGACGAGGACAGCAUCUCGGAUGCUGAGACGAGGGUCUACUGUAAAGGCCACACAUUAGCAGACUACUACGCUGGGCGGGCUGCCAGGAGCCACGCCAUUUCUGAGGGCACGCCAGCGCCCUGA